AUGGGUGACCUGCAAAAUUUCAUUCGGCAACAGUUUGUUGACCACAACUGGACGAAAGACCUUACAAUUUCAUCACUUUCAUUAGAAAAGCUCGAAUCAAUAGCUUCAUCAUUUUGCCAUAUCGAUGUCAAAUCUAAGCUGUAUAUACUUUUGGCCUAUAGUAAUUCCGAUUUGCCAUCCGACCUCCAGGCAAGAAAGCAUUGUGAAAAUGUUUUUCUUCAAGCUUUGGACGAAGAAAAUAACCUUGUCAAGGCAGUGGCUACGAUUUUGUAUAGUAAACAAACUCUUGGGCACCUUAAUUUUGAUGUUUCUUCCACUCAUGAGUCAUUUGAAAGCAAUAUAAAUAAGCUUCUUAGCACGAAAGACCUAUGGGAUGAAUCGGAUUCCCCUCUUUUAGCGGAAUAUCUUGGAAUUAACGCAAGUCAAUCAUCUGGGACUUUGCCGACGCAGAAUCCUUGCUCAAUUACUGGGGAAAAGCAUCUCGGAUUUACUCUUCGAUGUAAGCCUAAGUCAAUUUACCUGAAAGAAGCAUAUUUGGAGAAAUUACAAGAUGAAUGUCAUCGGCGGAGGGUCCAUGUCCCUAUUCCCUCAAGAAGCCAUUCUAGACAAGAUGAUUUGGAUGACACCAAUGGCAGCUCCAUCGGAGCACCUGGCAAUCACUCUUCGAAGCAUAGUAUUCUUGAAGGUUCUGGGUUUCGUCGCGCACCUGUUUUUCCUAGAUCCUAUAAUCAGCGAAAUCUUAGUAGCUUGCCCGAAAACGCCGAUGCUUUGACACAUUCCGGUCUAAAUUCACAGCAAAUUAGAAACUCUGCAGCCACUAUACGGGCUUCUUUAGCUGGAAAAUCACGUCAUAUCGAUGAUGGUCUUGAAGAUGGAUCAAUUCCUCUUAGUGAAAGAUUGUCCUCUCUAUCAUCUGCCAGCCAUCUAAGAUCAAAAACUCAAGGAGGAAUCAAGCUGCUUGAAUUUAGUGAUCUUCCGGUUCAUGGAAUAAAAGCCAAACAACUGAGGAAAGAUUUAUUUUAA
Protopolystoma xenopodis is the source of this 1023-nucleotide messenger RNA. NCBI's taxonomy places the organism in Eukaryota, Metazoa, Platyhelminthes, Monogenea, Polystomatidea, Polystomatidae. The record is from the annotation of a GenBank genome assembly.